Chionomys nivalis (European snow vole) is the source of this 2934-nucleotide messenger RNA. It is a transcript of the gene Extl2, whose product is annotated as exostosin like glycosyltransferase 2. Gene Ontology annotation, molecular function: glycosyltransferase activity. The record is from RefSeq and is a predicted model, not a curated record. The coding region runs from base 474 to 1463 and encodes 329 amino acids. Gene Ontology annotation, cellular component: membrane. Lineage: Eukaryota; Metazoa; Chordata; Mammalia; Rodentia; Cricetidae. The transcript is spliced from 5 exons.
GCUCUGAAGGGCUGCAGAAAGCCCGGGCUGCAAGGCUCCGGGGAUCCUCCAGCUGAACCGGGGGUCCUGAUCUCACGAAGGAAAUCCUCAGCUGCGGCUCUGCAGACGCGGCCGGCUGGGUCCAGGGCCUGCUGUCACCCAGCCGGAUCGCCCACCACCAGCGUUCCCGGAUGCAGUGAAGCCCGCGCCUGCCCCUUCUGCGUUAACCCCCUGAGGACCUCAAAUCCCCGCUGUGCUUGAGGCAGCACCGCUGAAGGACCCAGGCAGCCACGUGCUGCGCCGCCACUGCGCAGGAUGCGCGACGAUGGCUUCGCGAGGUCAACGCUGAGGGAGUGCACUCCACCCGCGGAAACCGCCACGCGGGACGCGAUCGUUGGGUGCCUUGCAAAAGAAACACUUAAAGCACCAAGGAAGACUGUUCCUGUCGAGCACUGAAGCCAUAAGGGAUGCUGCUGUAAAAAAUUAGUUACACAAUGAGGUGUUGCCACAUCUGCAAACUUCCUGGAAGAGUCAUGGGGAUCCGAGUGCUCCGUUUCUCCCUGGUGGUCAUCCUCGUGUUACUGCUCGUGGCUGGAGCUCUGACCAAUCUGCUCCCCACCGUCAAAGAGGACAAGAUGCUCACCCUGCGCAGGGAAGUCAAACCCCCGAGCACACCCGCCCUGGACUCCUUCACUCUCAUCAUGCAGACGUACAACAGGACAGACCUCUUACUGAGACUGCUGAACCACUAUCAGGCAGUGCCAAAUCUGCACAAAAUGAUCGUGGUGUGGAACAACGUGGGCGAGAAGGGACCGGAGGACUUAUGGAAUUCUCUCGGGCCACACCCCGUCCCUGUCCUCUUCAAAACACAGACAGCCAACAAGAUGAGGAAUCGACUCCAGGUCUUCCCCGAGCUGGAGACCAACGCAGUAUUAAUGGUAGAUGAUGACACACUCAUUAGUGCCCAGGAUCUUGUUUUUGCUUUCUCAAUUUGGCAGCAAUUUCCUGAUCAGAUUGUAGGAUUUGUACCUAGAAAACACGUUGCUACUUCCUCUGGUAUCUACAGUUAUGGGGGUUUUGAACUGCAGACACCGGGACUUGGAAAUGGUGACCAGUACUCCAUGGUGCUUAUCGGCGCCUCCUUCUUCAACAGCAAAUACCUGGACCUCUUUCAGAGACAGCCUGCAGCCGUCCACGCGCUGGUCGAUGAGACUCAGAACUGCGAUGAUAUUGCUAUGAAUUUCGUGGUCUCCAAGCACACUGGGAAGUCUUCGGGGAUAUUCGUGAAACCUAUAAACAUAAUCAAUCUGGAGAAAGAAACCAAUGGCUAUUCUGGAAUGUGGCAUCGGGCAGAGCACUUUCUGCAAAGAUCUUACUGCAUAAAUAAGCUCGUUAAUAUCUACGAUGGCAUGCCCUUAAAAUACUCCAACAUUAUGAUUUCCCAGUUUGGUUUUCCAUAUGCCAACCAUAAAAGUAAAAUUUGAACCAAAAACAGUCAAAAACAAACCCGGAACACCGGUAGGUUUUUGAAUGGCUUCUCCAUGCUGUGUAAUUUUGGUUUUCAAGCAACACCAUGAACUUUUGUCUAGUUCACAAGUCUCUACCAUAGAAACAAAACAAGAAACAUAUGCAGUAUUUCUAGUAUAUAAACCCCAUGCACUGUAAAAGCCAAGAAGCCCGUCUUACCGAGACAGGCCCGUUCGUGAAGAGCUUUUGUCCAAGGUUGUUACUCCUUGGUGGUGAUAUUAUUGUUUACAUCUCGAGACUGCUCUCCAACUUGUUUGAGCGAGCCCUGGCAUCUGCCUUAAGGACCUACAGCAAGCUACUUCCAGGACCAGACUCAAAAGAAACCCUUUCUAGCUUUUCAGUGAAGGUUAGUUGUUUUUAUCUGAAGCCUGAAAUGCUUCUUCAGCUAAUGCCUGUGGUAUAGGGAAAAGCCAUGUAAAGAGACUGUAGUCUUGAACCCAUGUCAAGAACCAGGAAAAUUCCCGGUUGCCUGUGUCCCUUGUGGCCCUUCUAACCAGAAUUAACUGUGCCCGGCAUGGUUUUGACCAAGGCGUCAGUGCUGGUAAUUUUCUGUGUUAAGCCUCUGGUGACUGGGAGGUUAAGUUUUCACGUCUGACCAGUCUAAUUGUUUGCUUGGUGUUUCUGUGAGCCUACCCUGCAUGGAUCACUACAAUGUGCAGCCAGCCCAUGUCUCUCAUAUGCAACCUAUAUGCAACAAGGAGUAAAUGUGUCACUGCAAUCUGUCACUGUGUGUGACCAUGAGAAUGUACGUUCUUUCUUACAUUUUACAAAAUGUUUAAUAAAUAGUAUUAAAGAACUUCUGAAAGAAUGGUUAAGUAGAAGCAGCAGAAAUUAAAGACCUUAGUAUCAAAGACCUUUAUUAUUAAAGCAUACGCUAUCCUGUAGAUAUUUAAUAGCUGUGUUAUACAGAGAUGUUUGCAUCCAGAACCCUGGAUUUUGUUGGUAUGUUUUUUUAAGUUCCAAGGCACUAUUCAUCAUGAUAAUCCAAUUAUAUAGUUGAAAAUAAAGAAAGAACUGAGCCAUCGUGUGAGAAGACUGUGGGAUACCCACAGUUGUUCACUGUUCCUAUUGCUAUCACCUGCUCUUUCUCGUGGGAACCAUGUGUCUGUGACCUGUCUGGUAUUUUUAUAGUUUGUCCUUGCUCACCUCUCCUCCAUCAGGCAUCUGUGUGUCACUGUUUUUCUCUUUUUAUAAGGCCGAUGCAUUUUCAAAGGUGUGAAAAAGCAGAACAAUGGCAGCUGAAGCUGCCUGUGAUGUCUUCCUGCUGUCAGCCCAGUGUCUGUCUAACAACGGAGUGUAUAUGUGUGUCUUAAUGCAAUAUUUUUUUUUAACUUGACCUCAUUAAAAGUCAUGCUUUCUCCAAAUUUGGCAGUAAUUUUUUGCCUCUUGGUAGUCCACAAUCCAAUAAAUAAACUUCAACUCUUCCGA